This is a messenger RNA of Botrytis cinerea B05.10, 3714 nucleotides long. RefSeq lists its product as hypothetical. Bases 836 to 2965 code for a protein of 709 amino acids. Gene Ontology annotation, molecular function: zinc ion binding; DNA-binding transcription factor activity, RNA polymerase II-specific. NCBI's taxonomy places the organism in Eukaryota, Fungi, Ascomycota, Leotiomycetes, Helotiales, Sclerotiniaceae. The transcript is spliced from 2 exons. The record is from RefSeq and is a predicted model, not a curated record. Gene Ontology annotation, biological process: regulation of DNA-templated transcription.
GACUCUAUUCUUACAUUUCGUUGCAGGGCAGCAUAUCGCAGCUCUGGUAGUCAGGUUACCCAGUACUUUUGCUUGCCUUCCUUGGAACAAUUUGGUGAUUCCUUCUACUCGUCAUACUAUACACCAGAAAGGGGAUUCUCAUUAUCAUUGGCGAGUCUAGAGAAAUCUCGAGAUUCCCGAGUGAAUGAUAUUCCCCUUCAUCUCACACUCUCACGCAUCCUCCAGCGCCUGCGUAGACUGCACUCAUCUAAUACACAUAUACAGACAAUCUGCAUCUCAAGGUCUCAGAGGCUCAAAGGCUCAAAGGCUCAAAGGCUCAAAGUCUCAAAGUCUCAAAGUCUCAAAGUCUCAAAGUCUCAAAGUCUCAAACAAUAACUACCUACCUACUUGAUAUAAUUCAUGACCAACUCACCGAAAUCGUACAACCUCGUGUUGCGUGUUCUUGUGUUAUAAAUUCUGCCUAUUAAUUCAUUUUAUUCCAGUCAUUGGAGAUAUCUUUAACAAUCCUCAGACAAUCUUCACUCUGAUCUUUGAAUUGCUCUGAUCUUCCUGAUCUUCCUGAUCUGAUCUGAUUUUACCAUUUUUAAUUUAUCCUUGUGCAAUUCUCACUCUCACACCCACACACACACCCUCUCCCUCUCCCUCUCCCUCUCUCUCCUUAACCGCCCAUUCUUGAUUCUGUUAUUUGACCAUAAGACGAAGAAACCUCCGAAUUAAUCCUGGACAUAUUCCGACCUGUUGCAUUGCGGCGCUGUUUGGAAUCGCAAGGGGGAUAAAGUAUUCUUAGAAAAAUAUUUCCCAAAGAAAUGCAGACAAACCUUCGAUCAUAACAGUCAUGGCAGAUGCGACGGAGACUGGAAAUAGAGUGAGGCAGCGUCGUGCAAGUCGUCCAAAAGUAAAGACAGGAUGUAAUAACUGCAAGAAUCGAAGAGUGAAAUGCGAUGAAACGAGACCUGAAUGUACAAAAUGUGUGAGAUCGGGGAGACGAUGUGAUGGUUACCCGGCGUACAAUCCGAGAAACAGAAAUGCCAAUAAUACUCUACCAAUUGCUCCUCGACCGAGCAAUGCUGGGUUGGAAUCGCAUUCAACACCAGCCAACAACACCAUAAUAACAACGACUUUACCUGGUUCGACAGCACUCAUUCCCAGGAAAACGUCACGCAUCAUCAGUAAAUCGAGAUCUAUCGGCCCAUUGUCACCUACCACACCAUCAGCCAUCACUUCCAUCGAAAUUGAUUCCGAGAUAUUUCGACCACCCACUCUCGGUCUUCCAUUCGACGCAAAGGAAGGCCAAUACUUCCAAGUCUUCCGCACCCAUACGGCCAGCGAAUUAUCUGGAUUCUUUGAUUCAGAAUUCUGGACGCGUAGUGUUCUUCAAGAAUCGCAUUCUGAAGCAUCUAUACGUCAUGCCGUUGUGGCUCUUGGAGCUCUCUACAAAACAUUGGAAAAGGUCGCAGAAUCACCUCCGACCUCUCCUACGCCUUCUUCAAAUCAAGGUCCUUCGAGCAACGAUUCCGCGCCUACUCAUUGGAGUUUCGCUUGGGAACAGUAUGGAAAAGCAGUUACGCGCAUGCGCCAGAGUAUUUCGAAUAAUGAAGUUCAAUCUCAACGAACGGUUUUAAUAUCUAGUGUUUUGUUCACUUGUUUCCAAUCGUUUGUGGGGGAUCACAAGGCUGCUAUUAGACAAGUACAAGUAGGCCUAGGAGUGAUGGAGAAACAACGCAGGGAAAGAAAGAAAUCAUACAUCCAGCGCGAAGACGACAUUGUGGAAGAAGAGUUGGGGCAAAUGUUUACACGCAUGGCUAUUCAAGCCAAAUCAUACGAUAUGGCGUUUCAUUUUCCAGCUCCAUGGGUUAUCCGUCUCUCUACCAAUCCAAGUAUCGCUAAUCCCGUAGCAUCACAAUCCGGACCGCCCUCUCCUUCAACAACUAGCUCUCCAACGAAUCUCGAUUGGAGACAUCACGUUUCUCGAGAUCCUAGCUUGGCAAAUCCACCCAGUCCAUCCGAUAGUUCCACUGGCACAACCGCCUCAAUCGAAGCACCCAUUCCUGAAAGCUUUCCAAGUAUUCAAGAGGCAAGAUUGGUACUCGAUGCUUUAUGUGAAAGAAUCAUGAGAUAUAAUGAGGAACUAGUAGGUUUCUAUACCGUGUCCAAUAACAUUCUUCCUGCCUCUAUAAAAUCCAACGGAUACGGUUUCGGUCGUUCCCUCGAACAAUGGCAAAUGACAUUCGCUCCUAUUCUUGCCAAACGCCGUGCGCCUGGCACUUCAAAUAUCGAGAGAGCCGGUAUCAUCGUUCUUCAAAUGACAUGUGUCAUGACACGAAUUCUGGUCUUUACUGCAUUUUCCGCCAACGAAAUGGAUUUUGAUCAGUUUCUUCCCAAAUUCACGGAGAUCAACGAAUUGGCCAAGGAACUGAUCGUAGAUGAAGAAUUAGCGUUGGCACAAGCAAGAUGUGGAGCGGCUUGUAAGCAUGUCAAUUCUAGUCCGGGAAUUAAGAGAGGAAUGAGAACGCCAUUUGGUGUUAAGGUUACGAGCUCUUCUUCCAGUCCUGGUCCUGAUGGAAAUCAUUCGCAUGAAACUUAUUCGCAUAUUAAACCCUCCUUUGCACUUGAUCUUGGUAUCAUUCCCCCGUUAUUCGUCGUGGCGACGAAAUCAAGAGAUAGAAGAUUGAGAAGAGAAGCGAUUAGUCUUUUGACGUCGAGUCAUAGGAGAGAAGGAAUGUGGGAUUCGAGACUUUGUGCGGGAGUUGGAAAUUGGAUUAUGAAUGUCGAGGAAGAGGGGUUGGAUCCAUAUGUUAAGGGAGAGGAAUCGGAAAAGCAAUUGGUGCCGGAUGAGAAGAGGGUGAUGGUUAUGGAGAUGUGGUUUAAUCUCGAGAGGAGGUGGGCGAUGUUGAGGUGUGGGACUAGGGGGGCGAAGAAGGGAGAUUAUGAUGCCAGGGCGAGGGAAACACCGGUUUCCUGGUAGGGCGUGCUGCGGUUUGGAAGACUUGAGAAAUCAAGGUUUGGACGGGGAUCGGAGAAAGAAGUCAAGGAGUGGCGGUUGUAUGAUAGUGUACAUACAUGCUUUUCCAAGGCGUCUGGUAUGGGUUGGAUUGGGUGGGAUGGGAUGGGAUAGGAUCGAAUGUAUUUGGAACUUGGGGUUGGGGGAUGAAUGAACAGAAAUGCAUAGCAGGGAAAUACAUUUAUUUAAUUGGUAUGGUAGGAUUAGGAUUUUGUCCCUCGGGGGCGGAUGAGGGGGGGGAGUAUUAAUGAAUGGAUGGAUGAGUAUUCAUGUCCAUAUUUAUAUUGAUAGCUACCUAUCUAGAUAAAUAAAUCAUAGUUGAAGAAGUACAAUGAAACAGGAGGAGGCAAUCUUGUGUUGGUUAGGUAUUAGAUUGGGAGAUGGGUAGGUUUGUAGGUGGGGGGAGGGGAGGUUGGAGACGCACUAAAAUGGAUGGAUGGAUGCAUGCAUGGAUUUGGGCAUGGUGGAUGGGCAUGGUAUGGUAUGGUAUGGUAUGGUAUGGAAUAAUAUAUCGGGGUUAGCUGGGGGUUGGUUGGAUGUGUAGGUGCAUGGUUGGCAGGUUGGUUGGAUGGAUGGAUGGAUAGUAAUAUAAUAUAAUUUAAGUUGAGUUGAGUUGAGUUGUAGUUUGAUUGAUUGAAUAAAUAUUUAGUUGUAAUAGUUCUAUAAAAUAAAUAAAUAAAUAAAUAAAUAAAUAAAUAAGUCUUGUAAUAUCA